This is a messenger RNA of Aethina tumida (small hive beetle), 1638 nucleotides long. Its product is annotated as bestrophin-2. The coding region runs from base 54 to 1553 and encodes 499 amino acids. The record is from RefSeq and is a predicted model, not a curated record. Gene Ontology annotation, molecular function: chloride channel activity. The transcript is spliced from 10 exons. NCBI's taxonomy places the organism in Eukaryota, Metazoa, Arthropoda, Insecta, Coleoptera, Nitidulidae.
GUUACAACAUCCACUAAAAAUAUCAUGUUCACUUUGUAUGUAGUAAAAUUAAAAUGACAGUAACAUAUACUAGUGAAGUCACUUCCGGCAGAGGAAUUAGUGCAUUUUUGAAAUUAUUAUUAAGAUGGAAAGGAAGCAUUUACAAAAUAGUAUGGAUAGAUUUAUUAAUAUUUAUUUCACUAUAUUACAUUAUCUUCAUUUCUUACACCUACUCAACAAAUGAACAUUACACGAAUUACCUCGUGAAAAUAAUUAACUAUUGUAGAAAAUACCGUGAUAUGAUACCUCUCAGUUUCGUAUUGGGUUUCUAUGUCAGUCUUGUUAUGACCAGAUGGUGGGAUCAAUACAGGACCAUUCCGUUUCCGGAUAAUUUAGCUAUACUUGUCGGAGCCAUAGUCAAAGGCCAAGAUGAAAGGGCGAGAAUUGUAAGAAGAACAAUAGUUAGAUACGCAUGUGUAGCAUUUACGAUAACACUUACCAUGAUGUCCCCUAAAGUAAAAAAACGAUUUCCGACAACAGGGCAUCUUGUUGAAACGGGACUUAUUACCAAAGAAGAGAAAAAAAUAAUGGAGGAUUUGGAUUUGGAAUAUCCAAGUUAUUCGAAAUAUUGGCUACCAUUAGCUUGGGGAUCUAACAUAACAACUAGAGCAAGGCAUGAAGGUCUUAUUACUGAUGAUGAAGCCAUGCAAUCUAUUAUUGAUGAAUUAAAUUCCUUUAGAAGUAAAUUAGGUGGAAUGCUGGAUUACGAUUGGAUAAGUGUUCCACUAGUUUAUACUCAGGUAGUUACUUUGGCUGUAUAUACUUAUUUUCUAAUAAGUCUUUUCUCUAACCAAAGCAUUAAUGGAGAUGAAUCAACCGAUAUUUGCUUUCCUCUUAUACCAAUUCUUGAAUUUUUCUUUUAUAUGGGCUGGCUAAAAGUAGCAGAAUCUUUAAUCAAUCCAUUCGGUGAAGACGAUGACGACUUUGAAGUAAAUUGGAUGGUUGAUAGACAUAUACAAGUUUGUUAUUUACUGGUAGACAAAAUUCAUCAUGAACAUCCAAAACUGAUGAAAGAUACGUAUUGGGCAAGGGCACCAAAGGUUCUACCAUACACAAUAGCUGCGCAAAACUAUAUGUCCGAAUGUCCCAUAGAAUCUACUAAAAAUAUAAAAGUCAAGAAGAACGAACAAGAUUUAUUAAUACCAGACUUGGACGAGAUCUAUUAUGUAUUUCAGACAGAUGGAAAAACAAGAGGAAGUACUUCAGUUUGGAAUAUUUUAAAAAAUCCAUCUGGUAAAAGAAUUCAUGGGAUUCCCUUAAACUCGAUAAGCAAGCCAGAAACUGAAGUGUUAGAUGAAAAUAUUGAGAUAAACGAGUAUGAAACAACUGGACCAGACAGAAUUAAGUAUCAGUCUCAAAUGACAAUGAAAGAUUUAAACCCUGAAGUUACAGAAUUUGAAAUGUUAAGGAAGGCGCGUUUGGAGGAACAUAGACAAAAAAUUAUGGAUUAUCUCAAAUUAAUUAAGAGUGAUAAUUUAGAGGACAAAUCUGAUAGUCACAAAAAAAUUGAUUAAAACACAUUGACAUGAAUUAAUUCAUGUAAAAUAAUAAAAUACUGUAAAUGUUGUAUAAAUGUAUAUUUGUAUUAAUAAAAAUUAU